UGUUCAGGAACACAGCACCUCUCUCUCUCUCUCUCUUGGCUAUCGCCCAAAGCCCUUCGAUAUCCCCGAUCCUCUUCUCGUCCUCACAUGUAUUGUUCGAGCCACACCAAACCCUUCUGCAUUAAUCAUCAUCUUCUUCAAACACUCAGCACCAUUUCCCAUUGCUUCUCUGUAACUGAUAACGUUUACAACAAACAUGGAGGGUGGUUUGAAGCCAAUGGAUGCGGAGCAACUCAGAGAGAACGCUCACAAGAUGGUGGAUUUCAUUGCUGACUACUACAAGAACAUCGAGAGUUUUCCGGUCCUAAGCCAAGUUCAGCCAGGGUAUCUGUGCAAGCUUCUUCCAGAUUCUGCACCAAGUGAGCCAGAGCCAUUAGAAGCUAUUCUUGAUGAUGUUCAGGCAAAGAUCUUUCCUGGGGUGACCCAUUGGCAGAGCCCAGAUUAUUUUGCAUAUUUCCCAUCUAAUAGUAGUAUUGCAGGAUUUUUAGGAGAAAUGCUUAGUGCUGGUAUUAACAUGGUGGGUUUUAGUUGGAUAACUUCUCCUGCAGCAACAGAACUUGAAAUGAUCGUUCUGGAUUGGCUUGCUAAAAUACUUAAACUUCCUGGUGAUUUCCUCUCAACAGGAGAAGGUGGUGGAGUAAUACAGGGUACAGCUAGUGAAGCUGUUCUAGUUGCUCUACUGGCUGCCCGUGAUAAAGUUUUAAGAAGGAUUGGAAGAGAUGCCAUAGGAAAACUUGUGGUUUAUUCAUCUGAUCAAACACAUUCAGCUCUUCAGAAAGCCUGCCAGAUAGGAGGUAUUCACCCAGACAAUUGCAGGUUGCUGAAGACAGAUGAGGCCACUGAAUAUGCUCUUUCUCCUGAAUCACUCAUUUGUGCAGUGUCACAUGAUAUUUCUGUUGGUCUAAUCCCUUUUUUCUUAUGUGCUACUAUUGGUACCACUUCUUCAACAGCCGUGGAUCCUUUGCUUGCAUUGGGAAAGAUUUCCAAGAGUAAUGGAAUGUGGUUGCACGUGGAUGCUGCAUAUGCUGGAAGUGCUUGUAUAUGUCCAGAAUUUCGCCAUUAUAUGGAUGGUGUUGAAGAAGCUGACUCAUUUAAUAUGAAUGCACACAAAUGGUUGUUAACAAACUUUGAUUGUUCACUUCUCUGGGUAAAGGAUAGGAACGCUCUGAUUCGGUCACUCUCAACAAAUCCAGAGUUUCUGAAAAACAAAGCCUCUGAAGCCAACUUGGUUGUAGAUUACAAAGAUUGGCAAAUUCCUCUAGGCCGCAGGUUCAGAUCACUUAAGUUAUGGAUGGUAUUACGAUUAUAUGGUUUGGAAAACUUGCAGUCUUACAUAAGAAACCAUAUCAAAUUGGCUAAACACUUUGAAGAACUUGUUUCUCAGGACCAGAGAUUCCAGGUUGUUGCCCCUCGGAAGUUUUCACUUGUUUGUUUCCAACUUCUGGCUCCCGAUGGCAAUGAAGAUCGUGCUAAAAAAUUAAACCAUGAUUUACUUGAUGCUGUUAACUCAACUGGGAAACUAUUUAUCUCUCAUACAGUUCUGUCUGGCAAGUAUGCACUGCGCUUCGCUGUAGGAGCUCCAUUGACAGAAGAGAGGCAUGUAACUGAAGCAUGGAAGGUUUUACAAGAGAAGGCGUCUUCCCUGUUAUGCAAACAAAAUCACUAGAGGGUUGAGUAAGUCAACUCUCUGUGGUAUCUGUUGAUUCACAACAUUCUUUACUUUAUGAGGUUAAUUCAUUGUUGAUUAAACAGUCCAGUAGUUAUUGAUUAAACAUCAUCACAUUGCUCCUUUGUUUCUGGAAGCAAUUUUUUAUCACAGGCAGUGUGUUAUUUGUUACAUUACUUGCCAACUAUGACACCUCGUUUCUUAAUUUUCAGUGCAGAACAUAGGUUUACAAAUUGUACCUUCAAAUACUACUAAAGGUCUAGAAAAUGAUUAAAAAAACAGCGUUUACAA
Messenger RNA from Diospyros lotus (date-plum), 1957 nucleotides. Its product is annotated as tyrosine decarboxylase 2. The record is from RefSeq and is a predicted model, not a curated record. NCBI's taxonomy places the organism in Eukaryota, Viridiplantae, Streptophyta, Magnoliopsida, Ericales, Ebenaceae. Gene Ontology annotation, biological process: amino acid metabolic process. The transcript is spliced from 13 exons. Bases 197 to 1666 code for a protein of 489 amino acids. Gene Ontology annotation, molecular function: carboxy-lyase activity; pyridoxal phosphate binding.